This is a messenger RNA of Auanema sp. JU1783, 558 nucleotides long. Lineage: Eukaryota; Metazoa; Nematoda; Chromadorea; Rhabditida; Rhabditidae. The record is from the annotation of a GenBank genome assembly.
AUGCCAGAGAAGUAUCUGAUUCAUAGGCGUUUUCUCGUAGAGGAUAUACAGGAGGGCAAUAUUGACGAGAUCCGCGAAAAGUUCAAGGAGAAAGCAACUGUCGACAAUUUGGAGAGUUGGGAGUCCAAGGAAGAAAUGGAAAAUUAUAACGCGUCGAUGUUCAUAACUAAAGCCCGUUACUACUUCUCACAAACCUCCCCAGACCUAGUUCAGUCCGCCGAAAAAUUAUGGUUUGCUGCCGUUUACGCAGUCAAAAAAUUAUAUCUGACUUCUGGAGGUGUAAACUUGAAAUCGCACAACUCCCUGAAAUUCUUUGUCCGGUUUGCAUUAAAACAUGCAUCUCUAUCUGACAAUUUGUUUUGGCACUUGCAUGACAGCUGGACAAAAGCAGAAAAGAUGCACCGAGACGUCUAUGAAUCUUCCAAUUACUGCGCGAGGGACUACGCCCAGAUAAUCAGCGAUGUUGAGACGUCUGCGAGGGAGUUGCUUUUGAUGGCAAAAGCCUUUGGAUCGAAUUCGAAAGAGCUUUUAUUUCCGGAGGCGAUCCAGAAGUUGUAA